CCGUGUCUGAAGGGAGGAGGCCGAGGCGAGGCCUGGGCCUGGGGUGAUGAUGACGAUGGCGCUGGCGGAGCUGGCCUCCCGCCUCAACUGCGCCGAGUACAAGAACUGGCUGAAGGCCGGCCAGGGCCUGCUGCUCCUGCGGGGCGCCCUCCAGGGCUUCGCCGGGGAGCAGGUCCAGGCCUUCCACCGCAGCAUCGCCGCUCGCCUGGCAGCAAGGCCUCCUCGGUGCAGCGGGAGGUGCCCCCCUCCUCGCGGGAAGCAGUUUCAGCCUGCCUGCUCCCUAUGUAAAGAAUGGAAAAAGGAGAUUUUGAAACAUCACACACACAGGACUGGGGAAGUGAACUGGGGAAACUGCAGGCCUUGGCUCUGGCCUUCUAACUCUUGGGAGAUUGCAAAGGCUUACAUGCCUCGUGGGAAAGCUGAUAGUUGUGGCCCUGACAAAUGUGAUGCAUCAGGACUCUUAAAUCUUUUUACCUUCUGUGAUCACUUCAGCAACAUUGAUCAAAAGAAAAUCAGAGAGGUGAUUAAGUGCCGCAAUGAACUAAUGCACUCUUCAGACAUGAAAGUCUCUUCUUCUUGGCUGAAGGAGUUUGGAAAUCAUGUCCAGAAUUUGCUAAGCGAGUUCCAGGAUGUUCCCGAGGCCCAAGCAGCUAGUACAAGGAUAGAAAAGCUCCUGUCAUCUGACUGGGCUGUUCAUGUACCAGGGGAAGAUCAGCUUGAUGGACUGGAAAGUGAAAUAAGCCAAAUGCAGAUGAGUGAAAUAGAGGCAGAACUGAUAAAAGAGAGACUUUGUGAAAUCAGGCUUUGCAUGGAAGAGCAAGAAACAAUAUCAAAAGAGGAUUUAAACAGAAUACAAGCUGUAAAGGAUUUCAUACACAAUAAUCAUGAUCUUCAGAGAAGUUUGCAGGCAGAAAUGCAGAAUUUAGAAGACUUAGUACAAAAAUUAUACAGCCAACAGCAAUUGGUAAAAGAGACAGAAGAAGUGAAUUGUGGAGAGAAAAAAGAUGAAGAUUGUCCUUUACAAAAAAUGAAACGUAUGGUAUGAAGAAUAGCUGCUGUGAAAACACCAGGCAUGUCAUGAAGAGAAACAUUUAAGACUAGAGAUCUCUUUUUAACUCUGGUCUCCAGAGUCAUAGUCCAACACUCAAACUAUGCUGGAUCAGUCAUUACAUUUUUUUAAAAAAAUGCCAGACCCCUUGUGCUAUAUACUGUCUUGUUUGAGUAACUUAGCAUGAUUUUUCUUAGUUUUCAGUUCUGUGUUUGCUGUGAGAUAAUACCAUAUUAGUGCUGGAAAUAUUAAUAGCAAAAAAACUUUCAAAAGUCA
This is a messenger RNA of Sceloporus undulatus (fence lizard), 1324 nucleotides long. It is a transcript of the gene C3HXorf38, whose product is annotated as chromosome 3 CXorf38 homolog. Bases 47 to 1045 code for a protein of 332 amino acids. NCBI's taxonomy places the organism in Eukaryota, Metazoa, Chordata, Lepidosauria, Squamata, Phrynosomatidae. The transcript is spliced from 7 exons. The record is from RefSeq and is a predicted model, not a curated record.